This is a messenger RNA of Lachancea meyersii CBS 8951, 2010 nucleotides long. The record is from the annotation of a GenBank genome assembly. NCBI's taxonomy places the organism in Eukaryota, Fungi, Ascomycota, Saccharomycetes, Saccharomycetales, Saccharomycetaceae.
AUGGCCCACAAUGAAAGUCGCAAGCGUACAAGACCCUGUGCCCUUUGCAAGAAAAAUAAGGUCAAAUGCCAUUACGUGAACUCUCUGCCGUGCGAAAGAUGCCUCAAGUACGGCUUAAAAUGCCAAUUCGAAGAACAGAACACCAGUGUGUACCCCACUGGCUACACAAGCUCGCCACACCCAGUUCAAACGGCUUCAAAAAUACUGCCGCAACCUGCAAUCACAGAUGUCAGUCAUUUCGUCCCACCCAGUGAUCCCAGAUCCGUCGCAUCGCGUCUUAACACGCUGGAAAGUGCUCUAGAAUCGGUUCUUUCCAUACUCCAAACCAGUCAGUCUCAGCAGCAGCAACAGGCAGCUCUAAUACAACAGCAUAUAGGACAGCAUCCUUGGUGGGAAAAGCUGCGACCACUAGACGUUGAAGAACCAGGCGUGGUGGAGCCUGCACGAGAGGUCAAUACAAAUCAAGAAAGCUGUCAAGAUCUGCAUCUUCACAAAAUCUUGACCUUAACAGAGGUAGAAGAACUUUUCGAGCUUUUCAGUGCCAAAUUUGCUCCUCAACUAUUUGGUUACGUUUUGGGGACGCUAGAUGUGAGUUCGCUAUGGCACUCAUCGUCUUUUCUGUUACAAUCGAUUUGCACUGUUACUUGUCUACAUCACCCCCUCAUGGUAUCCAAAUUCAGCCUUUUAAAGCGUUGCUUCGAGUCUAGUGCUUCGCGAUGUUUAAUGACAGAGGUUCCAGCGGUCCAGAUCGAGCACACCAUACUAGCACUCGUAAUUGGCGCGCUAUGGCUUGAAUCUGGUCAAAUGUUCAUUUCGGUUGCCAUACAGCUCGCAAGAGUUCAUAAACUGGAUCAGCCUAGUUCGAUUUCGUCUUCAUUCAGAUCGCCAUCACUGCACAGACUUUGGUACUUGUUAUACAUCGUGGACGGCAACCAAAACCUUACGCUUCAUAAGAGCCCAUCCAUUUAUAAGGGAAGCGAACCUAUACUGCAGAAGUCUCGAGAUGAUGUCAUUGCAAGCUUCCCUAGUCCGUCAGUUCGUAAAGUACUAAAUGCAAAUUAUCAAGCUCACGGAAAAGUCGUGAAUAACCGACAACUCGAGCUUUUGAAUGAGGUUGAGUGUCGCAAAUUGACUGUUUCAGGAACGUCUUUAAGCGAACUCCGACUACUGGGCCAACUUGAGUAUCAUAUGGCCAUGGAAUCCAUAUUCACCAAUGAUAAGAGGUACGCACCGGACGCCAAUCCAUCAUUAGAGGCAUCAAUCAGUUUGCUGGAUCCCUCAAAAUUUGGCAUGCACUGGGAAAGCAACUUAGAGUUGGACAAGUGGAUGAUUUCGUGGACCAUCACACUUCAAAAUAUAGACUUUCAGAGUGAUCCUUGGUGCCUGAAGUCUACGCUCUUAUACUACAAUUUUGCUCGAAUGCACAUCAACACAAAAGCCUUGUUUGCAGGUGGCAAGGCACAACUCUUCAACCUUGGAACCACCAGCCUUGUUGAUUUGUGGCAUUCACCGACUUCGAACCCGUCUACAGACCUCGAGAAGGCUAUGGAUGCAUCUUACGAAAUUUCCCACUCUGCUGCUCAAUCACUAAUUAGACUGGCAACUGAGGAUAAUGACAUCAGAGAGAUCUUCCAAUUUCUUCCCAUGCAUGUCCAUGCCAUGUUAUUUUAUGCAUCCUUGGUUCUUCUGAACCCUGAAGACCCAUUGGCUAAUGGCCCAAGAUCAGAUCGCAAGAUUCUUACCGGUCGGUAUAAAACCGUCAAUAACCUGAGGACUCUUCUUUAUAGGAUACCGCUAUCGGACUCAAACUUUCGGAAGAGAAUCCUAGAUACCCUAGAUCAACUUCUUGAGAGGUUCGCAGAGAAAUGUUUAGCUGUCGGUACCGCAAAUGCUGAAGACGCUAACCGAGUGCGAUGUCAUGAAAUAUUCGAAAGUGACGAUCUCAGCGAUCAUGAAAGCAAGCUAAGGCCAAUAGUUGCGUGGCCUGGAACUAACCCGGGACAUCCUUGA